Spodoptera littoralis (African cotton leafworm) is the source of this 1272-nucleotide messenger RNA. Lineage: Eukaryota; Metazoa; Arthropoda; Insecta; Lepidoptera; Noctuidae. The record is from the annotation of a GenBank genome assembly.
AUGGCUGAAUCGGAUGGUGAUAUAGAGUUUUUAGAUGAAGAUGCAGAUAUCGUUCAACAAUGCGUUCAAGCAGUACCCAUACAAGUUCCACAUUUAGUGCCCCGCGUCGAACAGAAGUUAACCCCACUGCUGGUUGAACGCCAGCCGGCUGAACGUAAACGAAAAAGGAGGAAAGACGAUGAAGAUUCUGACUACGAUCCUAGAAAUGACUUCGUUCCAGCCAGCCCACCGAGUACGAAAGGCAAGAAGAAAAAACAAAACAUGGUCAAAAAUAAAGUGAAAACGUAUCACCCGAAAGAGCCUGUAAACACUUCAAAAGUAGGUUCUGCUAAAAAGAUGAAGUAUCUACCUCUUAAAGAUCCUACAAUAGAUCGAAAACUAUAUCAAAUAAGGAUCCCAGAUUAUGACGAUCCAUUAUGCUUGCCAGUUAAAGCUAUUAAAAAUGAGGAAUCUGAUGAAAAGAGGUUGAAUAACUGGAAUAAUGUGUGUUUGGAGCAUUUCAAACAUUGUGACAACUUGCUGAAGCCAGAGAGAGGGGACACUUUCAGUUCUACUAGAACAGUGGUGUUCCGCAAUGUUCCGAACAAACAAACAGGAAAACCAGAAACAACAAUAUGGAGUAAGACAUCCGUUGAAAACGAGGAUGGCGAUAAGAAGUCUGAAAUCUUCCAGUGCGUACUUCCUCGGUACAAGGAGAAGAAAGUACUGACCACAUUUGGAUUGUCUACACGAAGACACAAAGCGUAUCAUAUCACGGAUGAGGUGAUUCUAAGUAAAGAAGAGACUAAGGAUGGAGAUCUCCUUGUUGCGUACAAACCAAAAGAAUCAUCUUCAGCUGUGUAUAAAUUGAUAACUGCAAGAGACAGAAAAUCAUCAGAAACGAAGGAUGAAUCGGAGGAGAAAGAUGAUGAUGAAGACGUGAAGAUGUACAUGAAGGAGCUAGCAUACUGCAAGAUGUGUGCACCUUGCUUCCAAACCUCCUGGCGGGGAGUCAAGAAGAACACUAAGAAGAGCAUUGCCUGCCCCAUAUGUGCUCGUUCAUUCGUGACCGUGUACAACCUACUGGCUCACUUCAAGACGCAUACCUCUGAAGAUAUACAGAAGUAUAAAACUGUCAUAUCUUCUAUUUUGGCUGAGAUAGUGGACUAUCACUACAAGUGCCGCGUGUGUCAGGACCAGUUCAUCAGUAUAAAGAAGUUGAGGGAACAUGUCGCUACUCAUCAAGGGAAUGAACUGUUCAGAUGUGAAAUCGGCAACCAUAUGGCGAGAUAG